Molecule: messenger RNA, 2363 nt
Organism: Linum tenue
Lineage: Eukaryota; Viridiplantae; Streptophyta; Magnoliopsida; Malpighiales; Linaceae
Source: the annotation of a GenBank genome assembly
GCAUAAGCCGAGAGACGGCUUUUCCCUCCCUGAAUCUCUUCCCAGGAGAAAAUUUCCCGGAAAAUCUCAACUCUCACAAUAGGGGAAAAAUGGACGGAAAGUUAGAAAUCUCGAUCGACAAGCUCCCCGUCAAGCGGCUGGAGGCCAUCGAGCAAAAUUGCACCGAACGCUUCCCGACGUACGUCGUGGGCGGAGGAGAGGAACUGAAUGCUGUGCCAGUUGACCUACUGGCCGUGCGCUACUUAGAUUACAGCUUCUGCUCUUCUCUCGACUGACAAAACUGGAAAUUUCUAAUGAUGCUGUAACAGUUGCUUGUAUGAAUAAGCCAAAACUACCUGAUGACCAGCUGCCUGUCCUUGCUGUAUCUACUGCGACCAAGCUACGAUGAUACCAUCAACUUGGCAAAUGCCUCAAGCAGUCUGCCAAAGCUUUGGAUCUGCAAGUGGCAAGAGAAGCAAUAUUUUAUGGUGCUUUAAUCAGGUAUGCGUGUAUGUACAUAAAAGAUGUACUGCCCAGCUAACAGCAGAACUGGAAAGUUAAACGCCAGAGACUAGCUGCACUUGCCCCUGGUUCACGUUUGACCUGUAUCAGUAUGACAACUCAUUAUACGACCCAGCAGCUGUUCGGCUGACCUCUCUUUGUACAAUUCGAAUUGAACACGACCUAGCUGGCAUGCUUGCAAUAAAUUUGCCUCAAAAGGCGCUUCAUUCACUUCACUUUGGUUUUCUAGGUUUAGACUCCAAUAAAGAUCGUAGUAAGACAGCCAGUAAAAUCAGAACCAAUUAUUCAAUUGAGCAUAUAUCAAAAGGAACCGAGAAAGAUUCUGUUGACGGCAAUGGAAGUGUGAAAGGAACACAUUCCCUGCUCCGUGAAGUUCAUCAAGCGAUCUUUGACAAGCAGGUAUUUGAUAUAGUGAACCGUGAAGCAGUUAACCAAUCUUUAGGAGUCAACAUAACUGGAAUUCGAGAAAACUAUCUACCGCUGAGCAUUGGUCCAGAAACCUCUGUGUUUGUAUCUUUUUCACCUUGUGGUCCAGGAUGAAUCAACAGCUUUUAUUGGUAGGAUCCCCCAGGAUUUGAAUCUGUAACAUCUGGGUUCAGCUGAAGAUGAAACAUUCCAAAGCACUUGGGUUUUCCCAAUUCUACUAGUUAUGAAAUAUACCUCCGCCAGAUAUUUCACGAGAAUGUUCUCAUGAAAGCAAAGGAGAAACCCGUUUGUACAGGCACUCGCGUACAUACUCCCCGAGUGAAGGAUGAGCCCAGUCUUCUCAGUCACUUCUGCUUAUCUCUGGCUCAUAGAACACUUUCAAACAAAGUUCUUAUGGAGCUAGAAAAAGUGGUUUGCAGAGUCCCGUAUCUCCAUUUGAUAUCUCAUCCCACUUGGCAUUCCAUGACAUCUUUAUGGAUGAUCUUAAUGAGAGUACCGCCAACCAUUCUCUAUGCAAAUUCUCCAUCACAGUCCUCAGACAUCCAAAACAUGAAGAGAACUGUUAUUAAAUCGGAGUUUCGAAACAAGGUUAUGGUGAAUGAUGAUCACAUCCACAUUGAAGCAGAGGGUGCUCCCAAUGUUGUUGGUCUCUUCGAUGGGAGUUCUAAAUAUAGAUGCAUGACCAAAAAGUAUGAUUGCGAUUUGGUCGAUCUUCCUGUCACAAUUCUGCAGCAGGUUGCAAGCCAAGUCAUCCGCUGGCUGCACGAGGAAACUCUCGGGGCGGGAAUGAAGCCAACUCGGGAUUUCUUAUGCUUGUCUUUUGAGUUGGAUCAAGGCGACUUACUCAGCCUGGUGGCCCACGUAGACCCGGAAGACACACAGGGAUGCAUAUCUUGGUGGUUGGUCAUGGAUGGAAAUUUUGCAGAAGAGAGGAAACUCUAUGCUGAUGUCGCUGUAGAUGGAUCAUCCGACUACCGGAAGUUCUUGGGGUAUCUUACCUUGGAUGUGUUGCAUUCAACCCUGAUGGACUUGGUCAGUUUGUGCAGUGGAGCAAGAGGUGGUGGAGGCCAUUAACAUGGUGUUUGUCAUAUAGAAGGCUCUGCUACAUAUCCAGAUGACUAAAUCUUGAAGCUAAGAACCCAUAAAAGAGAAACUGAAAAAGAGAGCCAUGUGCCCCUGAACUUGAACAUGAACCCACCCUAGAACAGAGGAAUUUUCAGCCUUUUUUCUCUUAUCUAUCAAAAUUCCAAGUUCCAACAGCCUGCAAUUUAGAUACCAAACUUUGCCUUCCUUCCAUCAUCUUCACAGGAUUCCACUCUUUAAUGUUUUGCCUUUUUGGGUCUAGGGUUUGUGGUUAUCCAACAUGGAAGAGGCCCUUUCACGCUGAAAAAGAUUGAGCUGGAAACCAACUGCAGUUUUAUUGCAAAAGAGAGUGG